AUGGGACAUCCCGACGAAGACAAGAGGGAGGCCCCGCAAGCCGCUGCGGACGAAGCCCCACCGUACGACGACCAGGAUGACAGCCUCAUUGCUCCUCCGCCCUACACAGACCCCGAGGGCCGGGUCGUCGCCCCGGCCGUCAAGCUCUUCCCCGUGUCCAUGAACGGCUACUACAAGUGGAAGCUCUCGCGGACCUUCCACCUCGGCCCGUCCAAGGACCACCCGCUCUUCGCCGUCGAGACGCACACGGGCGGCAUCACGGGCAAGAAGCCGACCAUCAUCCUGCGCAACGGCCCCACGGAGAGCGACCCGAUCCUCGGCACGGCGGGCGGCGCCAACUUCAUGCAGACCAAGUACAUCAUCACGCUGCCGGGCCGCCAGGGGCCCGACGGCAAGGACGUGACGGUCACCAUGAAGGCGCCGACCAUCACGAGGUCCAGCGCGCCGCUGUCCAUGCCCGUGGGACCCAACGGCGAGACCGAGGAGUUCGAGUGGCGGUCGAGCCGCGGGGACGACAUCAAGGAGCUGGCCCAGGGGUCGUCGUGGGGCUACAAGCUGGUGCGGCUGCAGGGGCCUAACACUAAGUCCGGCGGGAGCAGCACGGCGGCUCAGUCUUCGGGCUUCACUAGUGACGGGAAGGAGGUCGUGGCGCUCAUUGCGCUCAACGCCACGUGGAGCUGGACCAAGGCGAUACGGUUCGCCUUUAUGGGCAGCGGGCUGUCGGGCACGAUGGGGGAGGCCUGGGAGAUUGCGGCGCUGACUUCGGCGCUCCAGUUGUAUUACGUUUAUGUUGUCGCUAGUGCCGCUUCGGCCGGUGCGGCGUAA
Messenger RNA from Thyridium curvatum, 825 nucleotides. RefSeq lists its product as uncharacterized. NCBI's taxonomy places the organism in Eukaryota, Fungi, Ascomycota, Sordariomycetes, Thyridiales, Thyridiaceae. The transcript has a single exon. The coding region runs from base 1 to 825 and encodes 274 amino acids. The record is from RefSeq and is a predicted model, not a curated record.